AAAAAAUAAAGCCUAUGGCUAUUCUUCGCAAAUGAAUAAUACCGAGACAAGGUGGCCCCCGCGAUUUGGCCUUCCGCUGCGUAGUGUUUAGGGUUUCCUACUACAUCAGUCAUGUAUUAAUUCCAUGUGCUAGAGAGGAACGCGAAGAGGAAGAAGACACAGGAGAUGGGAGUAAUAAUGGUAGAAGCUGAAAAGCGGUUCUCCGCUCCUCUGCAUCGUCUUCCUUCUCUUCUCCUCUUCUUGAUGCUGCUAGUUUUCAACUGUUUUGAUGACCUCGGUUGUGGAGCUCAGAAGCUGGUUGAGGAAGAAGUCACCGCAUUACGGUUGGUUGGCAACAAGUUAGGGAAGAAGUGGGACUUCUCAGCGGACCCCUGUAGCAAAACUGCCGGGUGGCUGGUCCCUGCAAGCACCAAAGCGUUUGCCAGCAACGUCACCUGCAGCUGCAACACCACCACCAAAAUAUGCCACGUGGUUAGCAUUCUACUCAAGGGUCAAAACUUGACCGGAGUUCUGCCGGAGGAGUUUGCUAAUCUUACCUUCUUAAGAGAGCUAGAUCUUACACGAAACUAUCUUAAUGGUUCCAUUCCCCGUGCUUGGGCUUCGCUUCCCCUCACCAAAGUGUCUCUUCUGGGAAACCGAAUCUCUGGGAGGAUCCCUAGUGAACUUGGAGAAAUCAUCACUCUUGAGGAGCUGGUGUUGGAAGAUAACCAGCUGCAAGGCUCGAUUCCGGUGGCCCUUGGUAACCUGGUCAACUUAAAACAACUCACACUUUCAUCAAAUAACUUGACCGGAGAAUUGCCGGACUCGCUUGGCAAUCUAACGAACUUGACAGACUUGUACGUCACAAAUCUCUUCCUUUGGAUGGUUGCUGUAGUGGCUAUAAAUGCUGUUCAUUUGAAUAACUUCUAUAGUAGAAUUGAUGGCAAUCCAAUCUCCGGCAAAAUUCCUAGCUUCAUAGCGAACUGGAAGAAACUCCAACAAUUAGACAUGCAAGGAACGUUGAUGGAGGGACCAUUCCCUCCCACCUUCGCGACAUUGGAAUCUAUGACUGAGAUGAGAGUGUCUGAUUGGAAAGGAGGGGAUGGAAAGUUCCCUCCAUUGCAGAAUAUGAAAAGCAUGGAAGAAUUGGUGUUGAGGAACUUGUCAUUAUCUGGAGGAAUUCCUGAUUUUAUUGGGCAGCUGACGAAUCUUCAUGUGUUAGAUCUUAGCUUCAACAACCUGACAGGUGCAAUUCCAAGCAAUUUUGAGGACUUACAGGAAAUAAAAUUUAUAUACCUUACUAACAACAAGUUAAGUGGAACCAUACCUGAUUGGAUCUUGACUAGCCAAAAGCACCUGGAUCUUUCCUAUAACUCUUUUACAGGAACACCAGCACCAUCCGAUUGCACAGGGACUGUGAAUCUGGUUUCCAGUUAUUCAUCAACAGAUAACGAUUCAAUAAAGACAUGUUUAAGGAGGAAUCUCCCUUGUUCUGGAAAAGCCUCAAACUACAACUUAUUCAUAAAUUGUGGUGGUGAUAGUGUGGUCAUUGAUGGCAAUGAAUAUGAAGCUGAUAAAUCAACACAAGGUAUAUCAGCAUAUGUUCCAUCUGAUAAUGGAAAAUGGGCUUACAGCAGUACAGGAGACUUCGUGGAAAAUGAGGAUGAAAGCUACAUUGCCACUAAUGCAUCAGUGCUGAACAUGAUUAAACCAGAACUGUACACGACUGCUCGAAUGAAUCCUCUCUCCCUCAAAUACUAUGGUCUUUGCUUACAGAAGGGAAAUUAUACAGUUAAUCUUCACUUUGCUGAAAUUAUGUUCACUGAUGACCAAACAUACUUCAGUGUUGGGAGGCGUUUAUUUGACGUAUCGAUACAGGGCAAGAAGGUUUUGCAUGACUUCAAUAUUGCAAAAGAAGCGAAUGGGACUGGUAGGGAAAUUAUUAAGUCCUUUACUACUGUUGUAGAUGGCACUCUGGAAAUUCAUUUUCAAUGGGUUGGAAAAGGGACAACCGUUAUUCCUAAACAAGGUGUAUAUGGACCUCUUAUAUGUGCAAUUUCAGUUACACCAAACUUCAAGCCUGAUACAGGAGAACUAUCUGUUGGAGCCAUAUUGGGCAUAGUUGCUGCUUCUUGCAUUGUCAUUUUGCUGAUCAUAAUCUUGUUAUGGCUUUGGUUUAGAAGAAAAAAUGCUGCAAACAAUGAACUUCGGGAACUAGAGUUGCAGACCAGUUGCUUCAGUUUAAAACAAAUCAAAGCUGCGACUAAUAACUUUGAUCCUGCAAAUAAGAUUGGUGAAGGUGGCUUUGGACCAGUUUACAAGGGUGUGAUGCCGGAUGGUUCUCUGAUAGCAGUCAAACAACUUUCUUCGAAGUCUAAACAAGGGAACCGUGAGUUUGUUAAUGAGAUAGGCACGGUAUCAGCCUUGCAGCACCCAAAUCUUGUGAAGUUUCAUGGAUGUAGCAUUGAAGGAAAUCAAUUACUGUUGAUAUAUGAAUAUAUGGAAAAUAAUAGUCUAGCCAGUGUUCUAUUUGGUCCAGAAGAAAAUAGACUUAAAUUGGACUGGCAAACAAGGCAUAAGAUUUGCUUGGGAGUAGCAAGAGGUUUGGCAUAUCUUCAUGAGGAGUCAAGGUUGAAGAUUGUUCAUCGAGACAUCAAGCCCACAAACAUUCUACUAGACAAAGAUCUCAAUGCAAAAAUUUCUGACUUUGGUUUGGCAAAACUUGAUGAAGAAGAAAAGACACACAUCAGCACCCGAAUAGCAGGAACUCUAGGAUAUAUGGCUCCAGAAUAUGCCAUGAGAGGUUAUUUGACAGACAAAGCAGAUGUUUAUAGCUUCGGAAUUGUCACAUUGGAGAUUGUUAGUGGAAUAUGCAACACACGUAGACCAAAGGAGGACUUUGUUUAUCUUCUGGAUCGGGCCUGUGUUUUACAAGAGCAGGGAAAUCUGCUUGAACUUGUUGACCCGAGUCUUGGUUCGAACUACUCAAAAGAAGAGGCACUACAGAUGUUGAACUUGGCUCUUUUAUGUGCCAACCCAUCUCCGACUCUUAGGCCAACAAUGUCCACUGUUGUGAGCAUGCUAGAUGGGAAAACACCGGUGUCCAUCCCAUCUAUGAAGCACAUAAACCCCAAGAGUGAGGAAUUGAGAUCCGAGUCCUCGGAAAAAAUCUUCCAUGAGAUCCAAUUGCAGAGCAUUUCGAUGGAUGAGCUAUCAGUCGAUACCUCAGUGUCUGUCCACAGUAUAGAAGAAUGUCCUCAUCAUUCCCUAGUAAGCAAGCAUCAUUCAGAUUACACCCAAUAGAUUGCAGUGGAGCGCUUGAGGAAAGAGGAACUCUCUCCGUCACUUAAUGUGAACGUUCUCGUGCAUAUUGCAAGCAGCCACCUCCAUAUGAAUACAUAGAUAUGGAGACAAUUACUUGGACUCUUUUGCUCCUCUUGGUCGUUAAUUCUGUGAAUAGAUCACCUAGCUCGGGGGAUAGCAGUACUCAUCUCUUUUUGUUGUAAUCUAUUCUAUCAGAAGUAGACUACAAUGUCUAUUAUAGGCAUCAUGUGUAUUAUGCCGAAAAAGCUUAUAUGUCCUCAAGCAUGUGUCUGCCGGGUUGGUUUUACAAAUAAUUGUAUUGUUUUAAGGAGAAAAUAAGGAGUAUGCCUUGUAUUGUCUGCAAUCGCUCAGGAAUUUGAUAGGAAACAGCUUAUACUUGCAAGAAGAAAAUGGAAAGGCUUCAAUAUUUGCACUGUACUUAAACUGAAUCAAGUAGUUUCUAUUGUGUGUACAAUCAA
Molecule: messenger RNA, 3761 nt
Organism: Elaeis guineensis (African oil palm)
Lineage: Eukaryota; Viridiplantae; Streptophyta; Magnoliopsida; Arecales; Arecaceae
Source: RefSeq, a predicted model, not a curated record